UGCGAGUGGCCGUGUGUUCUGCUCUGAGUUCUGUACCGAGCAGAUUAACGAUGAAACGAUUCUUCCAACCAAUAGAGAAGGAUGGCUCCUUCAAAAAACCCACUCUCUCUCCUUCUCCUUCCUCAAAGGAUAGUGAAAAAACAGCAAAAACUUUUACUUCUGAUGAUGUGAAAACGAACAGCAAGAAAGACCCAUUAAAGUUCUUGACAUGGAACGCCAAUAGCUUUCUUCUUCGUGUAAAGAACGACUGGCCUGAGUUCACCAAGUUUGUGGAAAGAAUAGACCCUGACGCCAUUGCCAUACAGGAAGUAAGGAUGCCUGCAGCUGGUUCCAAGGGUGAACCUCGUAACCCUAGAGAGUUGAAAGAUGAUACCAAUUCUUCUCGUGAAGAAAAGAAGAUUGUGAUGCGUGCCCUAUCCAGUACACCAUUCAGAAAUUACAAUGUUUGGUGGUCUCUUUCAGAUUCGAAAUAUGCUGGGACUGCAUUGUUAAUAAAAAAUUGUUUCCAACCAAAAAGGGUUUCAUUCUCUCUUGAUCAAUCAGCUUCGAAACAUGAACAAGAUGGUCGGGUCAUUUUGGCUGAAUUUGAGUCAUUGCGCCUGUUGAAUACAUAUGUGCCUAACAAUGGUUGGAAAGAGGAGGAGAACUCAUUUCAGAGGAGACGAAAAUGGGACAAAAGGAUGCUAGAAUUUGUUCUGCAAAAUUCAGAUAAACCUCUUGUUUGGUGUGGUGAUCUUAAUGUAAGUCAUGAAGAGAUUGAUGUGAGUCAUGCAGAGUUUUUCAGCAUGGCGAAGCUCAAUGGUUACAUUCCACCGAAUAAAGAGGACUGUGGGCAGCCUGGAUUUACCUUGUCUGAGAGGAAGCGUUUUGGUACCAUAUUAAGAGAGUGAGUAAACCCUUUUAGUACUUGUGUCUGUUGCUUCUAGAUUUUAAACCAUGUGGUGGUACUGUGAGCUGAUGGUUUCUCAUAAUACUAAGGUCAACCGGAACAUAUUGUCUAAAUUUUUUUUUCCCAUUGAAAAAUAAAUUGUUUCGUACCUGAAUAACUUUAUAUUUUUCUCACAGUUUAUAAAUUGAAAGAAGCAGAAAAUUAACUGCAUCUUAGGUUUAUUAGAGUUUGAAUUUGCAGUUAACGUGUUACCUAUUAAUCAUCAUUGGAUAGAAAACUUAGCCUUUGGGAUACCUGAAGCUUGUCUUACGACCUUUUUAUUUCUGACUCCAUCAUCAUAGACUUAUGAUUGCCAUAAGUGAAUUGAUGGUCUCUAUGGUCUUGAAGUGGGGAGCAGUGGAGUGAGGUUCUGGUGCCGGAGUAUCACAAGUUUUCUACAAAAGAUAUGCCUGCUUGUAUUCUUUUCCUUUUUAUGGAAAUUAUUAUGUCAUGUUAGAUUCUUUGUAAACCAUACAGGGGAAAGGAGGCCUGCAAUCAAAGGUUUUACCUAAAAACAGAGGUCCGUAUUAAGUUUAUCAGACUUUAGCAAGAGGAUGCUUAGUGAAUAUUUGAUUGUGCUAGUGUUCUCUAAUCAUUUUCUGGACUAGUUUCUCUAAUAUAUGAUGGAGCCUAUAUAUAUGUAUACUCAAGAACAUUCUCAGUGCUCUUUAUGUUUUCAAACUUGAACUUGAUUAUGGAAUUGAAGUUCUGAACUUGAUUGUUCCAACUACUAUGGCCUAUGCUUCAGGGGAAAGCUAGUAGAUGCAUAUAGAUUCCUACAUAAGGACAAAGACUUGGAGCAUGGUUUCUCGUGGUCGGGACACCCAGUUGGAAAGUAUCGUGGAAAAAGGAUGAGAAUAGACUAUUUCAUUGUCUCAGAGAAACUUAGUGAUAGGAUUGUCACAUGCGAGAUGCAUGGGAAGGGAAUUGAAUUACAAGGUUUCUAUGGGAGUGACCACUGCCCAGUAUCCCUUGAACUUUCUGACACAAGCCCUGAUUCCAACCUGCAGAGCUAAGUUUUUUGUCUAACAUUCGAUGACAAAACCUAUUGCAAUGAUGUACUGGUUAUCUUUUCACAAAGAUUAACUUCGUGGAUGGAUUGAAUAGAAUCAUUUUAGGUUAUUUCUGCUGUGUGGUUUUGUCAAUGUGAUCUAACUGGAGAUACAUAUGCAUCCAUCUAUGGUGGAGUGGAGUUUUUUCUGGUGUAAUGGUUUCAGUGGGCUAGUGUUUUUCAUUAGCUAAGCAUUUCUUUUGACCCCCCUCCUCUCCCUCCCUAAGUCACCUAUGCAAAGCCCAACUACUAACCCUCUUUUUCCG
Messenger RNA from Ilex paraguariensis (yerba mate), 2245 nucleotides. The record is from the annotation of a GenBank genome assembly. NCBI's taxonomy places the organism in Eukaryota, Viridiplantae, Streptophyta, Magnoliopsida, Aquifoliales, Aquifoliaceae.